CUCGAUUCGCCAGUAGCCGAGAUGCCCAAACACAAAGACGACCCACCCAAGGACAGGGACGUAGACUUUGACGAGCUGCUGCCCUACGUCGGCGAAUUUGGCACUUACCAAAAGAUCCUCUUCUGCCUCAUGAUACCCUUCGCGUUCUACGUCGCCUGGGUCUACUUCUCGCAAAUCUUCAUCACCCUCGUGCCGGAGGAGCACUGGUGCAAGGUGCCCGAGCUCAUGGAUAUGUCGGUCGACCGGAGGAUAGCGCUGUCCAUACCACCUGAGACCCACGGCAUGAUGGAAGGUAGGGCCAAGUGUCUCAUGUACGACGUAAAUUACACCGACGUCCGGGAGCGAGACCUCCAGGUCGCCGAUCCGGACUGGCCCACCAAGCCAUGCGACAACGGUUGGGAAUUCAAUUACACGGUCAUACCUUAUGCUACGGUCGCCACCGAGUUGGAGUGGGUCUGCGACAACGCGGCUCUACCCACCUUCGCCCAGAGCAUCUUUUUCGUCGGGGCGAUAUUCGGAGGUCUGAUCUUCGGAUGGGUGGCCGACCGCUAUGGCCGGAUCCCCGCCCUCAUUGGCACGAACCUCGUCGGCUUCCUGUCCGGCGUCGCCACCAUCUUCGCCGGCAACUUCUGGGAGUUCGCCGUCUGCCGAUUCUUCUUCGGCUUCGCCUUCGACAACUGCUUCACUAUGAUGUAUAUUCUCGUGCUGGAGUACGUGGGUCCGAAGUGGCGCACCUUCGUCGCCAACAUGUCGAUCGCCCUGUUCUUCACGUUCGCGGCCUGCCUUCUACCCUGGAUCGCUUACUACCUGGCCGACUGGCGUCUGACCUGCGUCGUCACCUCGGUGCCUCUCGUCCUCGCGGUCGCGACUCCCUGGUUCGUACCCGAGAGCGCGCGCUGGCUCGUCAGUCAGGGCCAGGUCGACAAGGCUGUGCUGAUAUUGCACAAGUUCGAGCGCAUCAACAAGACGAAGGUGCCCGAUCAGGUCUUCAAGGACUUUCGGGAUACAUGUGCUAGAAUUCAAAAGGAAGAAGAGGUGGAUAAAUCCUAUUCCGUAAUCGAUCUUUUUCGAAGUCCAAGAUUACGUAAAAUCACGAUACUUUUAGUUUUAAUUUGGAUGGCGAUAUCCCUCGUAUUCGACGGCCAUGUGCGUAACGUGGACAACCUGAGGCUCGACGUCUUCGUGACGUUUACCGUGGCCGCGGCUACGGAACUACCGGCCGACACUUUCCUCACCCUCGUGCUCGACCGCUGGGGCAGGCGGUGGCUCGCAUGCGGUUCCAUGGUUAUUUCUGGGAUAUUCAGCGUCUGGGCCAGCCUCGUCUCGAACAAUAUAUAUUCGGCCACCCUGGCGAUAAUGGGCCGAUUUUGCGUGAACAUCUCGUACAAUAUCGGGCUUCAGUACGCAGCUGAGCUCCUGCCGACGGUCGUCCGGGCCCAGGGUGUCGCCUUCAUUCACAUUAUGGGCUACGUAGCGAGCAUAAUAGCCCCGUUCAUCGUCUACCUCGGCUUCUUCUCCAACGUCCUGCCGCUUCUGGUGCUUGGCAUCCUCGGUGUCAUCGGUGGUGUGCUCGCGCUCUUUCUGCCGGAGACAUUGGACAAGGAGCUGCCGCAGACCCUACAAGACGGAGAGAACUUUGGCAAGGAUCAGGGCAUCUGGGACAUGCCCUGCUUCACCAAAAAGGCGGACGAUGCGGAAUGCCCGACGUCGAAUUUCCGGAGGAGCUCAACCGUACGUAGCUCGAGGCGAGCUUCGAUUCGCGGCGAGACGCUAAGGAGCAGCAUGAUCCAGAGAUCGAGCAUAAGAUCACGAAGAAGCGUCGUCGCGCCUCCCUUAGAAGAGGAGAGACUUUAGACGCCAUUGCGCUUCCUACCUUUAUAUGUUUGAAAAUACGUUUGUUCGUAC
This is a messenger RNA of Ceratosolen solmsi marchali, 1905 nucleotides long. Its product is annotated as organic cation transporter protein. Lineage: Eukaryota; Metazoa; Arthropoda; Insecta; Hymenoptera; Agaonidae. The transcript is spliced from 8 exons. The coding region runs from base 22 to 1854 and encodes 610 amino acids. The record is from RefSeq and is a predicted model, not a curated record. Gene Ontology annotation, cellular component: membrane. Gene Ontology annotation, molecular function: transmembrane transporter activity. Gene Ontology annotation, biological process: transmembrane transport.